UACGGGCCUAUAAAAAAGAUCACUUUAUAAGUUUAUAUCAACAUCAUUCAUUAAUUCCUUUUGCUUGUGUGAAGUGCCAAAUUAAGAGAGAAACAGAGAGAUAGAAGGAAAAGCAUCAAAGAUGAAACCCAACUUUUCAUUUUUGUUUAAGCUUUUGAUACUGCAAUAUCUAGCAGUUCUAUCCAUUUCUCAGGAAUUUGAUUUCUUCUACUUUGUUCAGCAGUGGCCAGGAGCAUACUGUGACACAAAGCAGAGCUGCUGUUAUCCCAAGACUGGGAAACCUUCAGCAGAUUUCAGCAUUCAUGGACUUUGGCCUAACUACAAUGAUGGAUCAUGGCCCUCAAACUGUGACCCUGACAGUGUCUUUGAUAAAUCUCAGAUCUCAGAUCUCAUUAGCAACAUGGAGAAGGAUUGGCCAUCCCUGAGCUGUCCAAGUAGCAAUGGCAUGAGGUUCUGGUCACACGAAUGGGAAAAACAUGGUACAUGUGCAGAAUCUGAGCUUGAUCAGCGCGAGUACUUUGAAACAACUCUCAAACUGAAGCAAAAAGUAAACCUCCUUCGGAUCCUCAAGAAUGCAGGGAUUGAGCCAGAUGAUGGAUUUUACACCCUAGAAAGCAUUUCAGAAGCUAUAAAAGAGGGAACUGGGUUUACCCCAGGGAUAGAGUGCAAUAGAGAUUCAGCUCGUAAUAGUCAACUUUACCAAGUCUACAUGUGCGUGGACACUUCUGGGUCAAAUCUUAUUGAGUGCCCUGUGCUUCCAAGGAGCAAGUGUGGUGAACAAAUUCAAUUCCCCAAGUUUUAAGAAAAUUUAGUUCGGUAAAAUUAACAUGCAUGUUUUCCCUUUCGCUACUCAUCUUUUGUCUUUCAAAGUGUAAUAAAAAUAAAUGUUCACAUUGACGCGUUCUAAUGUUCUCCCAUUCAAUUCCCCCUUUAAGUAAUUCAUGUAUUGAUAGUUGAUACAAAAAUUUAGUGUUUGGGAUCAGUUUGAGAAAUCCAAAGAUCAAAGUGAAUUUUAAUUA
Glycine soja is the source of this 1019-nucleotide messenger RNA. Its product is annotated as ribonuclease 3-like. The transcript is spliced from 4 exons. Gene Ontology annotation, cellular component: extracellular region. The record is from RefSeq and is a predicted model, not a curated record. Gene Ontology annotation, biological process: RNA catabolic process. Lineage: Eukaryota; Viridiplantae; Streptophyta; Magnoliopsida; Fabales; Fabaceae. Gene Ontology annotation, molecular function: RNA binding; ribonuclease T2 activity. Bases 122 to 802 code for a protein of 226 amino acids.